GGCGGGGGGAGAGCAGCCCCGAGAGCCGGGGCGGGGCCGGGCUUCCCCUGAGGGGCGGGCAAUGGCGCCGGGGCAGCCCGGCGAGAGCGGGGCGCGGCGGCCUGGCGGGGCUGCCCGCGUCUGAGAGGCUCGGCACCGGCUGCGUCGUCAGCCCCGCGCCCGGCCGCUGGCGGACAUGGACCAUCGGCUCGCCGAGCUGGUGGAGGAGCUCACUACCUCGGGGGAGCCGCGCCUGGAGCCCGGCAGGAUGAAGGAGCUGAAGAAAAUCUGCAAGUCUUCAGACGAACACAUCAGCCACGCCUAUCACCUGCUGAUGACACGGCUCCAGGAGGAGCACGCCGAGAUGCGCUUCUCGGCUUUGCAGAUCGUGCAGGAGUUGUUCACGCGCUCUCAUCAGUUCCGGACGCUAAUCAUUUCCAACUUCCAAGACUUCUUGGAGCUCACGGUGGGGACAGACCAUGAGCAGCCUCUUCCCCCGCCCAAAGAGGUGGCACAGAAACUGAGGAAAGCAGCCAUUAAGUCAGUGCAAGACUGGCAUGAGAAAUACGGAGAAGCCUACAAGAAGCUUUCUCUGGGAUACCACUUCUUAAAGCAGAAUAAGAAGGUGGAUUUUCAAGAUGUACAUGCCAGAACUGUGGCCGAAAGGAGGAGAGAAGAGGAGAAGCAAAGACGACUGGAUAACAUUUAUAAAGAAAAAGCUAAAAAAGCUGAAAAGGAAAUGGAAGAAAUGUCUCAAGAGGUUGCUGACACGCUGACAGAGAUGGAAAACUGUUUCCAACUUCUGAUGCCAGAUCCUUUCGAGUUCACUGUGAACAACACAGAACUGGAACCCAACAAACGAAUGGCUACUGAUGUGGAUAGGCCUGUGUCCCCCUUGUCCUCCCAGAUGGAAGUUAACCAGUCCCAUUUUGGAUUCAUGGACGAUGAACAGCCAUGCUGCAGCAAGGACAUUCUGUCUGUUUCUCAGUGUGUUAGAACUGAUGAAGAGUUAGAUGAGAAACAGGAGAAACCUGAGCAGAAGGAAUUAGAUGAGGGCAUAUGCUUGGAAGUUCAUUCUGAUGUUUCUGCUCUCAACGAUGAUGAUUACCAGACUUUUGUGAGGAACCAUGGGCUUAUAUCACAUAAAUACACUCUAGACCUUGAAAUCUCCACAGAUAUAAAAGUGCAGGAGAAUGAAGAUAACACUGCCAUAAUAAACAAUGUCACGGAUGCUCAUAAACUCCUCAGGAAUAAGUUCUGGCCUUCUGUGCAGUCCUGGAUUCAGUUAUUUACCAGAGCAGGAAUAAAUGAUGAUCGCCUAAGAUGUGCCAUUGAUCUCAAGAACAAACUGGAGAGAGCUAUGAAGAAAUACAAGGAAAUGAACAUUUCCUUUAAAGAGAGAAAAAGAAAAGUGAUGAAAGCCUUGGAUGAUGAUGACGACGAUGAGGAUGAAGAUGAAUUUGUGGAGGUCCCUGAGAAGGAAGGUUAUGAGCCUCACAUUCCAGACCACCUGCGUAAAGAAUAUGGGCUGGAACCCCAAUCACCUCCCAAAGCACCAGUAGGAAAGGCACCGGUAAGACCAUCUCCGCUGACCUCUCACACUCAUCUGAAGGGGAAUGAAGACGAACUUGAUCCAACCUGUGCAGCUGCCACACUGAAACUUAUUAGAGACAAACUACCAAAGUUACCAUCUCCACGUGCCAGUGAGUCUGCAACCACUGAGCCAGCAGCCUCAGAAGAGCCCGACAGUAAGAGAAGAAAACUAGAAGAAGAAAGAGCUAAAGCUCCCCUCAUGCCUUUUGGAUUAGAUCUUCACUACUGGGGACAGGAUCAGCCAAGUGCUGGGAAGAUUCUCAAAUUUACUUCUGAGCAUCGAUUUUGGGCACCCAGUGAAGUAGAGGAAGAGGUGGAAAAUAAAGAAAUAACUGAAAUGUUAAAAACUAGAUACAUAACAUUUGCUGGCAAGUUUGAACCAGUGAAACAUAAAUGUCGAGCUCCAAUGCCUGAUGGAAGCCUGUGUGAAAGACAAGAUCGGAUUAAGUGCCCUUUCCAUGGAAAGAUAAUUCCUCGGGAUGAAUCUGGGAUUCCUGUGAGCGCAGAGGACAGAGCCAGAGAAGAAAAGAUGCGGUUAGAGAAGCAAGUGGCUCAGCCAGAGUGGCGAGAUCCAGAGUUCAUGAGAGAAGUUGAAGCAGCUACAGGAGUGGAUCUUGGUUCAUCUAAAAAUAGUGGAAAAGGAGGGAAAAAGAAAGGGAAGAAGAAAAAAUACCCCAAUCUGACAGACCUGAAGCAGCAGGCUAACACUUCUCGGUCUCGGCUUGAGAAGAAAGUCUUCAAUAAAGGUGCAAUGAAACGGGUGGUGAAAGCAAUGAACAGAGUGGACCAAAGGAAGCACGAGAAGUUUGCCAACCAGUUUAACUAUGCACUGAAUUAAGUUCUUCAUCUUUUUUGCCCUUUAUUACAAGAGUGCAGCUGCACAGAAGCUUUAUCACAGAUCUUCAUACUUAGACUAAAAUACCAUACUAGGUGCAUUCUUACUGGAGUAAUGUUUUAAUUGUUUUCAACUUUAACUUAUUUGAUAAUGAACAUUGAUUUUGGCAAAGAUGUGGUGGUAUAGAAGGGAAUGCAUUGAACAAGUUGUUAAUUAUUUAAAAUGUACAUGAAAUAGAGUGUGUUUUAUGACUUGUAUAUAUUCUGGGUAAAAUGUUUGGGGUUUUUUCCUCCUUCCUAAGAGACUCUUGUAAUUUAUACAUCCCUUGCCAAGUGUUUUGUAAUUUGCCUCUACUUUCAUGCCAUCAGAAAAAAGAUGCCUUACAAGCAAUUCAAUUUCUACCACAGAGGGCAAAGCACAAGGUAUCAUGCUCAGCCUGUUCUAGAAAGUGAACCACAUCAAGCACCACCAUGGCUCCUGCAUUAGCUCUGAAGACCCCUUGUGUUGUACACACUAAAAAUUCACAGAGUCAUAGACUGCUGGGGGUUGGAAGGGGCCUCUAGAGCUCAUCCAGUCCAACUCCCUGAUAAAGCAGUUUCCCUCAAUCAGAGGGCACAGGAACAUGUCCAGGCAGGAUUGGAAAGCUCCAGAGGAGGAGACUCCACACUCUCCUGGGUAGCCUGGGCCAGGACUCCCUCACCUGAAAAGCAGUUUUUCCUUGUGUUUAAGUGAGACUUUUCGUGUUCCAGUUUUUGUCUAUUACCCCUUGUCAUGACAUUGGACACUACAGAAAAAAGUGUCCACCUUUUAGGUAGUUAUAAGCUUUGAUGAGGUCCCUCAGUCUUCUGAACAGCCCCAGUUACCGCAGCCUUUCCUCAUAAGAAAGAUGCUCCAUUCCCCCGAUCAUCUUGGUGGCCCUGUGCUGGACUCUCUCCAGCACUUCCCUGUUCCUCUUGAGCUGAAGAGACCAGAACUAGACACAGGACUCCAGAUGAGGCCUCACCAGGGCAGAAGGGAAGGAGAACCUCCCUUGAGCUGCUAGACACCCUUGAUGCGUCCCAGGAUGCCAUUGGCUUCCUUGGCCAUGAUGGCACAUUGCUGGCUCAUGUUUAGUUUGUUAUCAAUGAGGUAUCCCAGGUUCCUCUCCACAGAGCUGCUCUGCAGCAAGUCAAAAUCAAAUCAGCUGAUCAUUCAGACAAUGGAUGGAGUUGAGUUUGAUUUCAGCAAACUGAAAUCCAGGAACUAAUUCAAACUUGGUAGCUGUGACACCAGUGGAGAAGCUGAAAUGACAAAGGUUCUGCUUCUUGUUUUCCCUAGAUGGCAUCCCUGUAUCUGUCGGAACUCUGGAACACCUGGAAAGCAUGUUGCAAAAGUUUGUAGAGAUACUCAGGAUGUGCUGCAGUUUAACUGACACCAAAAAGCUCUGGCACAAAGUGAAAAUGUUGAAAGUGAAAGAACAUUCAAGUGGCAUAUUCUGUUAGUGAGCUCCCUGGCUUGCAUCAGUUAAAAUUACAUCAGGCUCAAGCCUGAGAAUGCAUGUAAGGAUCCAGAUACAAAGAGAAGCAUCUGUACUCGUCUAACUCCAGAGAGCUAACACACAGAAUGACAUUAAGCAGAUGGAUCCAAUGUCAUUUGUCGUUGUUGGCUGGAUGCUGAACCAGAUCCCCCAAACAUGCUUUAUUGGCUAUGGAUGUAUCUUAAGCACAGUGAACAAGCCACUAACCACUUGUGCUCUUGCAAGGCUUCAGACAGCUUGAAGGGUGGAGGAAAUCCAGAGUAGCAAAGAGGGUAGAGUGUUUGAAAAAUCAAACUGAACAGCAGUCUUCAAUAAAAUACUGAAUACAAGUUAGAAUGGAUUCUCUGCAGCACUGCCUUAGUCACUCACCAGUUGGAGAUGUUUCCUCAGGCAUCAACAGGCUCUAAGAAUUAAAAAAGGAGAAAAUUUAAACUUCUCUGUGUGGCUUCUGACCACCUCAGACAAAAGCUGAUUCACAGUUCUGCCAAAUACCUUUUCACUUGCACAAGUACUGCUUAGAAAGCAAUUAAUGCUGCAUCUUGGUAGUUUAUCUUGCAUGAGCUCUAUAGUUUGGAAGACAUUUUCCUCUCAACACAGAGAACUACCAGAGAUAAAAUAACAAGAGUGCCAGAAUUUCAAAAGCCAUCUAACUGCACUGGAAAGCAAAGCCACUUCUACUGUCAGCCUAGCUAAGUUGGCAGUGCUGGCUCCAGGUGAAAACAUGUUCAAGGACAAACCAAGUUCAUCAGCAGGGGAGUUGAAUGAAGCACUGAGCUCAUUUUAUUUCUUACUAAGAGCAGAGACCAGAAAAAAAAGUUAAGCAAACAAAAGCAAGAACCACACACCCUGAGCAUUUUGAUGCAGUGGAGAUCACGGGAUGCUGGGAUCCCAGAACACUCCAAAUGAAACUGUUUGAUGUUGGAGAUUAACAUUCAAAAGAAUCACAAAGGUCAUUGUCUCACUGCUCCAGAGACUCUUGACCCUGCACAGGCUGAAGGUGUUCAUUUAUAACACACAUUUUCUCUUCUCCCUGUAAAAAGAGUGCAGAGUUUGUUGUGCAGUGGUACUUAACCCUUCUUUACUGUGGACAUGAGAAAACUCCCAGCAAACAGUAGAAUCAUAGAAUGGUAGGGGUUGGAAAGGACCUUUAGAGAUACCUAGUCCAACCCCCCUGCAGAAGCAGGGUCACCUAGUAGGUGCCUUUUCCCCAUGGAGUUCUCAUUUUUGGCCUUUAGUAAAAUACUACUAUUUUGUUUUAAAAAAGCAACACCCAAAGAGCAAGAGUGGCAAGGCAAGUGGUAGAAAUCUGUGAGAAAAAGAAACUGUGCUGCUAAGUAAUGCUCCCUUCUCAGGCUGCUCACUCACAUCAUUCUAGCAGCUUCCAGCUGCAGCUUCAUGUCUGGGCCUAAGUGUCCCAUCCACCAGUUAAACCUGAUCCUAUCACGUGAUCUUUGUGCUCCCUGCUUUUGUUUCUUUAAAACACACACAUACAUGCACAAAGGUAGUUUUCCAGAGUAUCUGUUUCAUGCAGAAAGAGAAUCUGUAGAGUCAAGGUUUCUCAGCGAGUGAUGUGGACAUGGCCAACUCAGACACAGGUGCAUGGGCCUUGGGCCAGGUUAGCAAUGACCUUUGUUAAAGCUCUUCUCCUUCUGGUUUAUUGCAAGAGCUUUUCUUGUCAGGUGAGGAAUACACUCAGUUGGAUAGAUGUUUUUUCCUCUUUCUACCUUGAAGCAAGCAAGGCCAUUGACUUUGUAGCAGAGUGUGUUGAACACACAUCCUCUAUAGCACUGCCUUUGUGCUGGCCUGGCCUCUUACAGCAUGCACCUUUCCCUCAUCCAGCAUUUGAGAAACCUGUCCUUCCCCUCCUAUGUUAAUUAUCACCUCAUUUAAUCAAAUGAUUCCUCUACAAGGGAAACUCAGCAUAUUUUCCACACAGCAGGUCUGGAAUUUUGUCACUUAAGCAUUUUGUUAGACCUGGCUAGACAUAGAGAGGAUUUGGGGAUCUUUCUCCUUUUCCUGGCUUUAUCUGUAGCUCUGCUGGAGGAAGAGGCAUUUUUAAAAGACACCUGUGUCCCAAGAUCCAGCAUACCUUCAUUAAACAGAAACCCUUUUAAGUUCAGAAUAAAUCAAAUCUGCUUUUUAGAUAUAUCACACCUCUUUGUGCCUCACUUUACUGACAGCAGUUCCUAAAUUUGAGGUGUCUGAGCUCACCAGCUUUUCAAACAUCUUUGUUGCUAAACUGUGUGACGUUUCUACUGGAACUUUUCUGUUCCUGUGCUCAGGGCUUCUAGGGUAAAAUAAAUACAAGUAUCAUUCACAUAA
Molecule: messenger RNA, 6245 nt
Organism: Colius striatus (speckled mousebird)
Lineage: Eukaryota; Metazoa; Chordata; Aves; Coliiformes; Coliidae
Gene: UVSSA
Product: UV stimulated scaffold protein A
Exons: 13
Coding region: 176-2410 (744 amino acids)
Biological process (GO): response to UV; transcription-coupled nucleotide-excision repair
Cellular component (GO): chromosome
Molecular function (GO): RNA polymerase II complex binding
Source: RefSeq, a predicted model, not a curated record